Molecule: messenger RNA, 1136 nt
Organism: Cylicocyclus nassatus
Lineage: Eukaryota; Metazoa; Nematoda; Chromadorea; Rhabditida; Strongylidae
Source: the annotation of a GenBank genome assembly
CAGGAGAAAAUGUCGAAGAACUUGUCCGCUUUUCUCUACGGGAUAAACGAUAUCAGGCUUAAAAAUCGCGACGUACCAGUGCCAAAUGAAAAUCAGCUUCUAAUCAAAGUUCAUACCGUUGGAUUAUGUGGAUCUGACGUGCACUUCUGGAAAAAGGGUGCCAUAGGAAGUUUUCAUGUAAAGGAUCCCUUGGUGCUUGGACAUGAACCCAGUGGUAUUGUGGCUGGGUUGGGUUCAAAAGUAAAAAAUUUUAGUAUUGGAGAUCGAGUAGCUUUGGAACCAGGAAAUCCAUGUCGCGCUUGCCACUUAUGCAAGAGCGGUCGGUAUAAUCUGUGUCAUGAUAUGAGGUUUCUUGGUGCACCUAGCAUACAUGGAUCAUUGAGCAGAUAUAUGGUUCACAACGCUGAUUUAUGUUUCAAGCUACCCGAAAAUGUUACCUUUGAUGAAGCUGCGCUUCUUGAGCCAUUAGCCGUAGCAGUUCAUGCCUGCCAACGAGCGGAAUUACGCAUCGGAGAAAACGUCUUGGUGCAGGGGGCAGGAUCAAUAGGAACGCUAUGCAUGAUGACGGCAAAAGCAAUGGGUGUUGGUCAGAUUGUAAUUACAGAUUUGGAGGAACGUAAAUUAGAUAUUGCGAAGACUCUCGGAGCUGACCACUCUGUUUGCGCCAAAAACAAGUCGGUGGAGGAAGUUAAGCAGUUGGUGACCAAGUGCUUGAAAUGUGAGCCUGAUGUGACCAUCGAAUGUACAGGAGCGCGAUCCUGUUUAGAGUCGUCGAUUUUGGUAACAACUCAAAAUAAAUUGUCCGAGAAUAUUUUAGCUGGGUUUUUAUUUUGGGCUACACGCUCUGGAGGACGAAUUAUCAUGGUUGGUCUUGGUAAUCCAAGAGUUGAACUGCCAAUGAUCGACUGUUGUUUGAGGGAAGUGGACAUCAGAGGUUCAUUCAGAUUUGCAAACGAUUAUCCGACCGCACUGAACCUUCUUGCUUCAAAAAAAGUGGAUAUCUCAAGAUUUACAAGUGCGCAUUACAAACUGGAGGAAGUCGUAGAAGCUUUGGAGCGGACACAAAAAGGAGACGUAAUGAAAGUCUUUGUGCAAUGCUAAAUUGAAAUUAAUUCACAUUCUGAAAUAAAGAACCA